GAAUCCUCUCCCUGCUACCUGCUGACUGUAAGGAUCAUCCGAAUGAGAAAUCUCCAGCGAGUGGAUACCUUAAGCCAGGCUGAUUGCUAUGUGUCGUUGUGGUUGCCUACGGCAGCAGUCGAAAAGUGCCGCACCAAAACAAUAAGAAACUCCAACGACCCAGUGUGGAAUGAAACCUUCUACUUCAGAAUCCAGAGUAAAGUCAAGAAUGUGCUGGAGCUGACAGUGUACGAUGAGGAUUUUGCUACACCAGACGACCAUCUCCUCUGUGCACUCUUUGAUACUGCUAAACUUCCAAUUGAUGAAACAGUGCUCCUAUAUUUCAAGCCCAGCUCAACGGCCAAGGAGGAGCUAGAGGUUGAAUUCAAACUGGAGACCUUGUCUGGUCCUUAUGAAAACAUUGCUACAAAUGGAGUCUUAGUGUGUCGUGAACUUUGUUGCUUGGAAGUGGAAGUGAAUGAGAAGCAGCAGAAAAAGUCAAAGAAAGAGCUUUCCCUUACCGUGAAAGGUUCCUUUGAAGGGACGCAGGAUAUCACGCUAGGCCCUGAUGGAGUGGUCAGCCCAUCAGGUCCCACCAAGUUCCACUAUAUCAAGUAUGCUGAGCCAACGUUGGAUGUCAUGUUGCCAAAGAAGAGGCGCUACCACCCUUGGACCUGCAGGUUCAGUACAGAAACGGGGUCCCCAGUGCUGAUGCUGAAUUCACUGCCUAUGGGAAUGAAAACAACAAUUGCAGAGGAGAAAAGAUUUGAUUUGAAUGUGAAAGCAGAAAGAUGUAACUGUUCAUGCCACCAAGACCUGGACAUGCGCUUUGGGUUUGACUUAUGUUCGGAUGAGAGGGCUUUCCUGGGCAAAAGGAAGAAGUAUGUAGCAAGUGCCCUGAAAAAUGUUUUUCACCUACAAGAGGAUCUACAGGAUCACGAAGUCCCUGUUGUGGCUAUCAUCACGACAGGUGGUGGACUAAAGUCAAUGACAGGACUAUAUGGCAGCCUCAUGGGACUCAAGAAAUUAAAUCUCCUGGAUUGUGUAACCUACAUCAGUGGGCUGUCUGGCACUACAUGGACCAUGGCCAACUUAUACAGGGAUGCCUACUGGUCACAGAAGGACCUUGACUCACAUAUUAGUGAAGCCCAGAAACAAGCAACCAAAUGCAAGAUGGGCUGCUUCUCUAUGGAUCGCAUGAAGUAUUACAAUAAGCAGCUAUGUCAGCGGAAAGAAGAGGGAUACAGGACAUCAUUUAUUGAUCUUUGGGGGCUUAUGAUUGAGUACUUACUAAACGAUGGGAAAGACCCCCACAAACUUUCAGAUCAGCGAGAAGCGCUGUGUGAUGGCCAGAACCCGCUGCCCAUCUAUGUGUCAGUCUGCGUCCGGGACAACUACAGCACUCAGGAUUUCAAAGAGUGGGUGGAGUUCACCCCCUACGAGGUGGGGCUGCUGAAGUAUGGUGCAUUCAUCCCUGCGGAGAAUUUUGGAAGCAAGUUCUUCAUGGGACGCAUGUUAAAAAAACUGCCCGAAUCCCGGAUCUGCUACCUGCAAGGUAUGUGGAGCAGUAUUUUUUCUGUGAACCUGUUACAAAUCUGGGGACUGUCUCACAGUUCAGAGGAUUUCUGGAAGAGAUGGACUCAAGACAAAAUAGAUGAAGUUGAUGAAGACCCACUGUUGCCUACAAGGCCCCAUGAGCUAAGGACUCGCAUGUACACUCCUCCUGGCACCCUAUCCAGUGCUCUUCGGGGUGCUUUAACUGACCGCUUCUCAGUUGCCCAGCAUCACAAUUUCCUGAGGGGUUAUCAGCUGCAUAAUAACUACUUUGAAAAUGAGCACUUCUGUCAAUGGAAAGACACUGUGUUAGACUCACGUCCCAAUGAGCUGAUGCAAAAUCCUGAUCACCUGGGCAUGAUAGAUGCUGGAUUUUUCAUCAAUACUAGCAGUCCACCGCUUUUAAGGCGACAGAGGGAAGUAGAUGUCAUCAUAUAUUUAAGUUAUACUACUGGCUCCCAUACAUCGUCUCUAGAUAAGGCGUGCAAAUAUUACUCGGAGCAGAAAAUCCCAUUCCCCAAAAUUUCUUUGAGUGAUGAAGAUAAGAAAAACCUGAAGGAGUGCUACAUCUUCCAAGAUUCAGAUUCGCCAGGAUGUCCUAUUGUGAUUUUUCUUCCACUUGUGAAUGAUACCUUCCAAGAGUACAAAGCACCAGGCGUGAAGCGCUGUUGCUCAGAGAUGGAGGAAGGACAACUGGAUCUGACCAGUCGCUGUUCCCCUUACUGCAUGUUCGCGGUCAGGUAUACUGAUGAGAAUUACCGCCGGCUGCUGAACCUUAGUGAAUACAAUAUCCUGAAUAACUCACAGAUGAUUAUGCAGGCCUUGCAAGCAGCAAUGCAAAGGAGGAGACAAAACUCGUGCUGUUAAUUAUCCAGCUGCCUGUGUCUUCUUGGCGAAGUUUUUUCAUGCUCUAGCACACAGGAGGAACACAGCUUUUUGAACACUGACUGUUCUGCACUACAUAAAGAAACUGCCCCAUGUGGCUCAUUGGGGCUUUUUUAUUGUCGUGAAGUGGCUUCUUUAGGCAAGGACAUUGCCUGGGAGAUCUUUACGUAUGCUUUGUUCCGUAAAGUAAGGUUGUCUGUAGAACACUCUUUACCUAAAAUUCUUGUUAGAUUGUCAGAAAUAGUCUUAUUUUAAGCCUAAUUUAUUUUAUGACAUAUAAGAAAAACAUUUUCUAACACCAAAGUGCUACAGUAAUACAACCUAGAUAACACGCUGACAGGCCACAGGAAAGGGAUAUGAAUAUGAAUGUCUCCUCCCUACAAUUUCUCUAUGUGGAAGACAACAUGUAUCAAACAUGGAAAAUGAAGAAAAUCCCAAGACCCAGUUGCAAUCUGGCAUCAGAUCCCCGAGUCAGCUCUGUUUUGCAAGUAUUUUGAAGAGCAGCUAGAGGUUGGAAAGGUAACAAGGACAAGUGUGUGCACACAGCCAGCCCUGUGAAUCAUGUCCAUCUCCCAAGGAAUCUUUUACUGUGAAUGCAUCACAUAUAGAUCAGAAGGAACAACCUAGGAGGAAGCAGCAUAUGAUUUUUCCAGUGUUGGUUGUUGUUUUUCGUUUUUCCCAGCAAGAGCAAAAGGACUAAUUUGGCCACAUCACAAUUUCCUCUGAAUUUCUGUCAAUUUUUAUUGUUUGUGUUGAAAUAAAAAAAAAUCAAGAUCUUAUUUUGAAUCUUUAAAAACAAUAAUAAAAAAACACUGGGAAAAUUUUCCCAAUUGAUUUA
Numida meleagris (helmeted guineafowl) is the source of this 3256-nucleotide messenger RNA. Its product is annotated as cytosolic phospholipase A2 epsilon-like. Gene Ontology annotation, biological process: glycerophospholipid catabolic process. Gene Ontology annotation, cellular component: cytosol. The record is from RefSeq and is a predicted model, not a curated record. NCBI's taxonomy places the organism in Eukaryota, Metazoa, Chordata, Aves, Galliformes, Numididae. The transcript has 19 exons. Gene Ontology annotation, molecular function: calcium ion binding; calcium-dependent phospholipid binding. The coding region runs from base 43 to 2400 and encodes 785 amino acids.